This is a messenger RNA of Cutaneotrichosporon oleaginosum, 2811 nucleotides long. RefSeq lists its product as uncharacterized. Gene Ontology annotation, biological process: protein refolding; cellular response to heat; protein unfolding. Gene Ontology annotation, molecular function: ATP binding; ATP hydrolysis activity. Gene Ontology annotation, cellular component: mitochondrial matrix; cytoplasm. The record is from RefSeq and is a predicted model, not a curated record. Lineage: Eukaryota; Fungi; Basidiomycota; Tremellomycetes; Trichosporonales; Trichosporonaceae.
CUGCAUCAUGUGCGACCUCUCUUUCCCACUCCCAUUCCCACUCACACUCACACUCUCACUCUCACUCACACACUCUACCUGCUCGAUACCCAGCGCUCGUUGACCGACGCUUCGCACGGCUAGACGCCACCUUUACACACACACAAUCCCAUCAAUAUCAACAUGAUUGCACGCAGACAUCUUGCGCGCACAGCGCUCCCUGCCCGCCCACGGCCAAUUCCCCGCGCUCUCGUAACUCCUCUCGCCCUCCGCCACAACCCCACCCCAGUCCGAUCAUACGCCAACUACCCCGGCGGCCCACCCGGCGGUGGCUUUCCACCAUACGGCGGAGGCGGCGGCGGUGGUGGUGGAGGUGGUGGCAACUACCCACCCUUCGGCGGGCGACGGUUCCCCGGCCAGCCACAACAGCCACAACAGCAGGGCCCACAGAAGGGCGAGACGCUCAAGCAGUUCUCCGUCGACCUAACAGAGAUGGCCAAGGAGGGCAAGCUCGAUCCCAUCAUCGGGCGCGACGAAGAGAUCCGCCGCACCAUCCAGAUUCUUUCCCGCCGCACUAAAUCAAACCCAUGCCUCAUCGGCCUCCCCGGUGUCGGUAAGACGGCGAUCAUCGAGGGCCUUGCCCAACGCAUCGUAAACCGCGACGUGCCCGAGAGCAUGCAGGACAAGCGCCUGCUUGUCCUCGACCUGUCGCUUUUGCUCGCUGGCACGGGAGUGCGCGGCGAGUUCGAGAGCCGCUUCAAGCAGCUCCUCAAGGACAUUGACGAGGAGGCCGGUAAUGUCAUCGUUUUCAUCGACGAGAUCCACACCCUCCUCAACCUCGGCAAGGCCGAGGGCUCUAUGGACGCCGGCAACAUGAUCAAGCCCGCUCUUGCGCGCGGGUUGCAGCUCAUCGGCGCCACAACACUCGACGAGUACCGCAAGUACAUUGAGAAGGACCCAGCACUUCAGCGCCGCUUCCAGAGCAUCAUGGUUAAGGAGCCGACCGUCGCCGACACCAUUUCGAUUCUCCGCGGCCUCAAGAGCCGUUAUGAAGCCCACUUUGGUGUGCAGAUUGCCGACUCUGCGCUCGUCACAGCCGCAGUAUACUCUGACCGCUACAUUCCCGAUCGCUUCCUUCCCGACAAGGCGAUCGACCUCGUUGACGAGGCCUGCUCAACUCUCAAACUCACGCAGGAGAGCCGCCCACAGGCGCUCGAAGAUGUCGACCGCCGCAUCAUGACACUAGAGAUCGAGCGCGAGUCGCUCAAGAACGAGGAGGACGCAUUCUCGGUCCAGCGCCGCAACAAGGUCGACGCCGAGCUCGCCGAGAAGAAGGAGCAGCAGAAGCGCAUGAGCGAGGUCUGGGCCAAGGAGCGCGAGCGCAUCCAAGAGAUCAAGGGGAUCAAGGAGGAACUCGAGCGCGCCAAGAUUGCGCUCGAGAACGCGCAGCGCCAGGGCGACUUCGAGGCCGCCUCGCGUAUCCGCUUCUCUGAGAUUCCGCGCUUGCAGAAGCGCCUGCCUCAAGCCGAGGCCGAGCUGCAGGACCAGGACGCGGCCAACCCCGAGCUCGCCGUGCGCGACCGCGUCACGAGCGAGGACAUUGCCAUUGUUGUCGGGAAGGCCACCGGCAUCCCCGUUAGCAACCUGCUUAAGGGCGAGCGCGAGCGCCUCGUCGGCAUGGAGGACCAGCUCAAGAAGCGAGUCGUGGGCCAGGACGAGGCUGUCAAGGUCGUCGCCAACGCCAUCCGCCUCUCCCGCGCCGGGCUGCAGAGCCCCAACCGACCCCUGGCCAGCUUCCUCUUCCUCGGCCCUACGGGCGUGGGCAAGAGUGAACUGACCAAGGCUGUUGCCGAGUUCCUCUUCAACGACGAGCAGAAGGCGCUUAUCCAAAUCAACAUGUCCGAGUUCCACGACAAGCACACCGUUUCCCGCCUGAUCGGCGCCACCCCCGGCUUCGUCGGCUACGAGGAGGGUGGGCAGCUCACUGAGGCAGUCCGUCGCCGUCCAUACUCGGUCGUCGUGUUCGACGAGAUCGAGAAGGCCCACCCCGACGUGGCCAACAUCCUCCUCCAGAUCCUCGAGGAGGGUGUGCUCACCGAUGGCCAGGGCCGUCAAGUCAGCUUCAAGAACACGAUUAUCGCACUCACGUCCAACCUUGGUGCUGAGGCGCUAUACGAGCCCGGCGCAACCGAGCCCGACGGCACAGUGAGCGCAAGCGCGAAGAACGCGGUUCUGCGCGACGUCAACAAGUUCUUCCGUCCCGAACUCAUCAACCGUCUCGACGAGCUCGUCGUCUUCAACAAGCUCCCGCCCGGCAUGAUCCUCGACAUUGUCAACCUGCGCCUGGGCGAGGUCGCCGCCCGUCUUGCCGCGAAGCGCAUCACGCUCGACGUGACGGAGCCUGCGCGCGAGUGGCUCGCCAAGAAGGGUUACUCGGACCGCUACGGCGCGCGCGCAAUCACGCGCGUUGUGCGCGACAAGAUCUCGAACCCGCUCGCACUCAAGAUGCUCAACGGCGAGAUCAACGAUGGCGAGAUCGUCACCGUCCACCUCCGCAAGGACGCACUCGAGAUCACGUCCAAGCCCGACCCGAACCAGCCGGAGGGUAGCCGCAAGGACAGCGACGGCGAGAGCAUCCUCGAAGAACACGGCGAGCUGCCAUAAGCGCGCGGGAUAGUAAGCGGACGAAUUGUAGCAUCACUAGCAUUACCCAUCUGGGGUUGUACCCCGUCUCCGCACGGCUCAUAGUAAAUAUAAACAUUGCAAUAGGCAACAGAAUAGCAUCGGAUGGAUUGUGUCUCGGUUCUGUGUAUGUAGACUUUAUGUGUCAGA